Caenorhabditis remanei is the source of this 447-nucleotide messenger RNA. RefSeq lists its product as uncharacterized. NCBI's taxonomy places the organism in Eukaryota, Metazoa, Nematoda, Chromadorea, Rhabditida, Rhabditidae. The record is from RefSeq and is a predicted model, not a curated record. Bases 1 to 447 code for a protein of 148 amino acids. The transcript has a single exon.
AUGGAUUUCGAUUUGAAGCCACUUAUACUUUUCAACUUGGAAACUCUAGAAGCUCAGAAUCAAUUUUAUGACCAUAUCAGAGUAUUGCACGAACGAAGAAAUGAUGAAAGAGACCCCUUCGAAAGAGAAGAACAAACACGGCUCAUCCAUAAUGACAUUAUCGAGAGGAACCAUCGUUUGUAUCGCAAGUCUUGGAACUAUUUCGACACUCAUUUCAUGAGUGAAGAAGGGUUGGCAAUGUAUGCUGAAAGCGUUUAUGAAAUGAUGACUGAUGAUGAAUAUAUGGGUGUUAGAAAAUUCACGUUCAACACCGGUCGUGGAAUUCAUUCGCCCAACGGAGAACCUGCGAUUCAGAACCGUCUCUUGAAUAUGUUCCAAGGAAGACCCAGAUGUGACGUCAAAAUCGAUGAGUACAACGAAGGACUAGUCAUUUUGGAAUGUUGGUAG